Cynoglossus semilaevis (tongue sole) is the source of this 2748-nucleotide messenger RNA. It is a transcript of the gene slc10a3, whose product is annotated as solute carrier family 10 member 3. The record is from RefSeq and is a predicted model, not a curated record. Lineage: Eukaryota; Metazoa; Chordata; Actinopteri; Pleuronectiformes; Cynoglossidae. Gene Ontology annotation, cellular component: membrane. Bases 763 to 2187 code for a protein of 474 amino acids. Gene Ontology annotation, molecular function: bile acid:sodium symporter activity. The transcript has 2 exons. Gene Ontology annotation, biological process: bile acid and bile salt transport.
AAAGAUCCGUCCAUUACAGGGAGUCAGACAGGAAGUAAAGCGUUUAUCUUUAUGAAACAAAUGCUCGUGGUUUUCUACUAAGUUGUGGUUACGACCAUACCUCGUCAUAUUAACCCACAACAAUACAAAUACAUUACGUGCGCGGUUAUACGUUUUUAUUCCUUCCGUUCGUCCAAUUUCGGUCGUAUUAUUUCGCCUUUUACACUUAUUAAUGCACCUGAUUGGUUGAUUUCAAACAACGUACGACGCGCUAUAAGCUACAAGCUUUUGUUUUGAAACUACCAGACAGGAAGUCUGUCAAUUCUGCGAUUGCAGAAAGCUUGACAUUCGAAACCGCAGAUAAGACGAUGCUGCGCGUUCACGUCACCGCGAAGACAAAGGGAGACACGGAAGACGAGCCCGAGUUUCAGUUGUUCAACACGGUCAGUGAAGCAACGGGCAGUCGGUGAAACAGAGGCCGGACUCAGGGCCGUGUGAGUUGGGGAGACCACUGCCGCUGUCUGUCGCUGCUGCUGUGGGUCCGCAGCUCCGCUCGACUUCGCUCGUGCAGGGCGGGGCGGGACGGGGCGGGGUGAUGUUUAGGUUCCGGUAUAAACGCUGCGAGAAAAUGGGAAUCAGACAAGACGAAGAGGCGGCGGCCGCCGACGAUUCGAACCGGAAACUAGAAUGAGGAGUACAACGCUGUGGAGGAGACUUGCGGCAGUGUAAGGCCGCAGGAGAGGCGGGGGGAGAAGCGAGUGUGUGCGGUGUCCUGUCACCAACAUGAGGAGCACACUGACAAUCUGCUGCCUGCUCCUGCUCACAGGUGGCGCUAGAGCCACCGCGAAUCUGACAGCGGAGGGCAGGAACAAGACCGACCUGGGUCCAGGGUCUGCUGCUGGAUCUGGGAGCUACAUCAGGAUUGGAGACGGUUCCUCUCAGGAGUUUGAGUUUCCAGAAAACACCAACGGCGUUAUCGUGAUCUCCAGUCAGUACCAGAGCACGGCGGCGCCCAGCAGAAAGGGCCGCCAGAGUUGGAAGCAGACGGUACGAGUCCGUUCCUUAGACCCAGAGGUUCUUGCCAUCCUCAACGUUAGCGAUGGCGGCCACUCAGGUCCGGCUGGGAGCUACAUCAUCAGCAUCCGUUCUGGGUCACCAGGCUGGGCCCAGCUGCAGAUCCAGCUGCUGGACCUGAACCAGGACUCAACGCCAGUCCUCAUCGAGGAGAGGACAGACUAUGCCAUUAGGGUGGCGCCCGACAGUGACGACCCGGUGACGCAGCUCAUCCAGUCCGGGGGCCUCUCCCACUUCUCGGAGAACCCCGUGCUGUUUGCACUGUUGCCGCUUAUCUUCGUCAACAAGUGUGCCUUUGGGUGUAAGGUGGAGGUGGAGGUGCUGCGGGGGCUUCUCAAGAGCCCGGUCCCCCUGAUCCUUGGGGUUUUAGGGCAGUUCCUGGUGAUGCCACUCUACGCCUACUGCGUGUCCAGACUAGCUUCGCUGCCCAAAGCUCUGUCCCUGGGUCUGGUCAUUACCUGCUCAGCACCAGGGGGCGGUGGUGGCUACCUCUACAGCCUGCUCCUGGGCGGGGACGUCACCCUCGCCAUCUCCAUGACCCUGGUGUCUACGGUGGUGGCGGCGGCGGCCAUGCCACUGUCGUCUGCGCUGUAUGGUCGCCUGCUGGGCGUCCACGCCGCGCUGCACGUGCCCUUUGUAAAGAUCCUGGGAACACUCCUGUUCAUCGCCAUCCCCAUCUCAUUGGGCAUGUUGGUCAAGCUGCGGCUACCCGCCCUCACCCGCGUCCUGUUGGCGCUCAUUCGCCCCUUCAGCUUUGUGCUCAUCACUGGUGGCAUCUUCAUGGCCUACCAAAUGGGCGCCUCCAUCUUGGCUAACGUGAGGCCUCAGAUUGUGGCAGUGGGAGUGACGGUGCCUUUGCUGGGACUGGUGGUCGGUGCCGUCCUGGCCAGACUGGCGGGCCUGGCCACGCCCCAGAUGAAGACGGUGAGCAUCGAGGUGGGCGUCCAGAACAGCCUGCUGGCGUUGGCGGUCAUGCAGCUGUCGUUUCGGCGCGUGGAGGCCGACUUUGCAUCGCAGGCGCCGUUCAUCGUGGCGCUGAGCAGCACCACAGAAAUGCUCCUCAUUGUUCUAGGAUUCUACGCCCAGCGCAGAUUUUGCUCCGCCCCUGCCGCAGUUCCAGGAAGUGACUCUUGAUUGUAGCUCCAUUUCUGUUGUUGUUUUUAAGGUUUUUGAACUUCUUCGACCUGUGGACGAACAAUCAUCGACCUCCUCUUCACUGUUAUCAUUUCAACACCGGACGGUGAACUCACCUUUUCUGUGAUUCUUCUGUUCUCGUUUUCAUAUUUGUCAUGAAAACCAAAGGUCUUUUACGCCCCCUGGUGACACAUUUUCUGUGGUAAUUUUACAUGAUGUACUUUUAAAUCAGAUUAUACUGUGAUGUACUGAUAUGUGUAAAUAUUCCUACUAAGUGAAAAACCUCUGAAAGAUAUUUUUCUACCAGAUUACUUUUUGUAAUCCUGAAAAACUGAAAAAAAAAACCCAACAACUUUGUAUCGUCAUGUUUACAAAAGGUCCACGUGUCUUAGCCCUGUCCGGCCGCUGGUGUGGGCGAAGGUCGGGUGAGGUUCUGGGAGGGAAUCAAACAGGAAGUCCAUGAUGUUUUUAAAAGUACUGAUGACUGAUUGUGAAGUCUGUGAUGUGAGUAUUACAGAAGAUCUGAAGUACAAAAAUGAAUAAAAUAAUUGUUGAAGCAGA